CUGUAUUUGCUGCUUUAUCGUCCCGUACAUACGUACAUGCGAUAAAACUCGUGUAACAACAUCGAUAUACGCACAUGCAAGCAUACGCCGCACACGAGCAGAAAGUGACAAAGUUCAUACGAAGUAUCUUAAAAAGAAUUUAUUAGUAACUAAUAUUAUAUAGUACAGAUUGAUCUAUCAUGACGAGCAAAAUCGUGAGGAAAAUAAUAGCAACUAAAAAAGCUCCGAUACCAAUUGGACCGUACAGUCAAGCUGUCUUGGUACAUCACACUUUAUAUGUGUCUGGAAUGAUCGGAAUGGACCCUAAAACACAAAAGCUCGUUGAUGGAGAUACUGCAGCUCAAGCUAAGCAAGCUCUUAUCAAUAUGAAAAAUAUUUUGGAGGAAGCUGGAUCUAGUUUCGACAAAGGUUUGAUAAAUUAUUAUUAUUAUUAUUAUUAUUAUUUAUUAAUAUUAUUUAAAUUGUUCUGCAUCAAUUGAACCU
Molecule: messenger RNA, 483 nt
Organism: Wasmannia auropunctata (little fire ant)
Lineage: Eukaryota; Metazoa; Arthropoda; Insecta; Hymenoptera; Formicidae
Gene: UK114
Product: ribonuclease UK114
Exons: 2
Coding region: 180-479 (99 amino acids)
Cellular component (GO): cytosol
Molecular function (GO): deaminase activity
Source: RefSeq, a predicted model, not a curated record